GGAGGGAUGCGGGGGGGAGGGAUAAGAGAACAAAGAGACGGGCCAGUGGAGGGAUCUAGGACUGGCGAGGCUGGGACCCAGGGGUUCCAGGACAUACGGGUCCCUCGUAGGGCUGCUGCUUCUCCCUCCCAUCUGCCCACCUCCAGUCCCCGCCGACAUUUCGGAUUCCUGCGUCCACUUUUCCUGUUUCUCUGAGCGAGCCGCAGCCCCGACCCCGCCUUUCUCCUGGUCCCAGAUUUAUACCUCUGCUACACCUCCUGGCUCCCCCUUCUCUUUUUCUCUGUACACUUUUCCUCCUCGGCUCUUUCUCUAGAAGACACUCCUCGAGGGACAUCGACAUCCCACUGAUAGCACCCCCUCCAUGGCAGGUUAUAUACCCCCCAAAGGCUAUGCCCCAUCACCCCCAUACCCAGUGACCUCAUAUUCCAACCCUGCACCUGCCCCAGGCCACAUUGUCAACCUCUUCCCUUCCCCUGGCCCUGUGGCCCCCUUGGAACCAGAACCAGUUACUGUUCCCUUUCUGCAGUUGCCUGGAGUCCCUUCUGGCCUGGAAUUCCUUAUACAGAUUGAUCAGAUCCUGAUUCAUCAGAAGAUUGAGCGGGUGAAGGCAUUUUUUGGCUGGGAUAUCUGUAACCGAUAUGAGCUACAUUCUGGAGCAGGGAUACUACUGGGCCAGGCAGUUGAGGAAAGCAGCUGCUGUGCCCGUCUCUGCUGUGGGGCUCGCCGGCCCAUGCGUAUCCGUGUGGCUGAUCCCAGGAAUCGUGAGGUCCUGCACUUAAUCCGACCUCUGCAUUGUGGGUCCUGCAGCUGUCCCUGUUGCCUUCAGGAGCUGGAAGUACAGGCUCCCCCUGGCACAACUGUUGGGCAUGUACUACAGACUUGGCAUCCCUUCCUGCCCAAGUUCUCAAUUCAGGAUGCAGAUCGCCAGACACUGCUUCGAGUUGUGGGGCCAUGCUGUGCCUGUGGUUGUGGCAGUGACACCAACUUUGAGGUGAAGACCAAGGAUGAAUCUCGGAGUGUGGGUCGGAUCAGUAAACAGUGGGGAGGCAUUGUGCCAGAGGCCCUCACUGAUGCAGACCAGUUUGGCCUCCAGUUCCCCCUGGACCUUGAUGUUCGAUUGAAGGCUGUGCUACUGGGGGCAGCCUUUCUCAUUGUCAGAAAGAGCUGCUUCCCAACGUUACCUUUAGCCAAGACAACUAUGACCAUGUUCACCCCAAGUCCCAAGAGAACUCCUCCAUGAUCCAAAGUUAGAAGACUAUGCCCACAUAAUAUAAAGGUAUUUACAACUACCCUUUUUGACCUUUGCCUAUAAGCCAAGAUACCUUCUUUCGUGACCCAAUUGAAGAUGACAGCACCGAAAGCUUCUUGAAUGAUCUCUAGUAUUCCACAUAUUUCAGUUUUAAUUUUACAGUGGGGUGGGGAAGCAAGCAAGGCUCCUGCGGAUGGAGUAGGAUGCUAAAGCUCAAGUUCCUGCUUCUUAGGUGGGGGGUGUUGCAAACUAAGCAGAGCCAAAUGAAUGUGCCUUAGUCCUAGAAUUUAGAGGUUUUUAAAAAAGAAGAAUUUAGAGAUAGAAGAAGCCUUUGAGCUUCUGUUGUUUCAAAAAUGAGGAGUGAAAGUGAAAAGUGAAGUGAAGACUUAUAAGAAAUCAAAUAGUUAACAGCAAAUCUGGGAUUUGAACCCAAAUCUUCUGAUUCCCAAUCUUGUGCCCUUCCUAUUUUUGCAUAUCUUAUACUUGUCAUUCUCAGGCAGGUUCUAGGGUACCAAGUCUGUUCCCUUAAAUAGCAGAGUCUAUCCUGGAUUGCAGUAAGAGAGGAAAGAAAAAGGUCAAUUCAGUAUCAUUAAUAUUAUUAGUUCCAAGUGAAGCUCCCUUCCCAUGGGGAGGUUUCUGGUCUGUCAUACUUCAUCAAAGCUGCAAAAUGACGGUGAAGAUUUCAUCCCCUGACAGCAGUCCAUCUGAAAGUCAUUCUAUACUUUGUAAAGAGUGGAGAUAGUCAUUUUGUCAUAUCUUUGAAGGGACAUAGUGACAUUUUGCCCUGAAGUCAAAACCUGUUCCUGACCUAGUGGCUCAUGGUACAGAGAGGUUCCAUUGAAAGCAUUCUAGGAUUUGCCAGCAGUUACCCCUAGAGUAGUUGUUCAGAUGAAAGUUAAACCUACAAAAGACUUAAGAGUUGGAGGGGUGGGGAGCUGGAUCUCUCUGGAGAGUAGAGGGCAGGAAAGAGAAUCAGAGGUAUGCUUCAAGGGCCUUCAGUUUCAGGAAGAAGAAAGGUCGGAGAGAGAAUGAAGGACUUAAGUGAAUAGGUACAAUGAAGACUUGGAUAACUUCCUUGAUUUUCUGAGAAGAAUCUUGGAGGAUAGAGAAAGGCUGAAGUCUCAGGUCCCUGGAGGUUUGGGAGCUUGAUAGAGGCUGGUGUACUUCUGAUUGUGGGCCAGAAUUUAUCUUCAGGGUUCUAGAGAGCAGAAGUCAUAUUACCUGUCGCUCUGAAUGUAUAGCUGCAUUUACAAGCAAUGAAAACAUCGGAUGUUUCUCCCCUGGCAGACUCAUAUGUUAUAUGUUGUCCUCUUUGCCCAUCAUUGCUAUGCCUCAAAUUCUUUAACCUCUGGAACCCAAAUCAGGGCAAAGUCUCACACGGACUACAAGUACUUUUGUCUGGUUUCCUUGUAUAUAUAAGGGGAAGGAGGGGGGAGGGAGGGGAAAGGGACGAUGAGAGAAAGUGUGCUCUUACUAGCUCAAGAAUCAGUUGUUAAAUUUUCAGUGUGAGCUUUACAUCUUAGAAAUCAGGAGAUGUUAUAAACCAAUACUUGAUUUAUUGUUUUCUUGAUUUUCUAUAUAUAAGAAAGUGAUUGAAAAUGUUAGAUUUUCAUAUUAGAUUAGAUUUAAAUAUGUUAUGUACACAUUUAGAUUUAAAUAUGUUAUGUACACAUUUUUGAAGAACCAGUUAAACAUUUACUAACACAUCCAUGGGUCUGAGUCUCACUGGGGGUCCGGUUAGGCUGGAACUUUAGAGAAGAUGCAGAGAGGUAAGAAGGAAAGGAUCAGUACUAUAAUAAUAAUAAUAUUUAACAUUUAUAUAUCAGCAUAAGGUUUGCAAAACCCAUUACAUAUGUGAAGGAUUGUUUGAUUUUCACAACACCCCUAUAAGGUAGAUGGCUAUCAUCCCGUUUUUACAGAUAAAAAAACAGAACAAGAAAGAUUUUAUGAUUUGCCCAACAUUACAUAAAUAUUAAGUGUUUGAGGCAAGAUUUGAACACAAGACUUUUUCUAUUGCAUCACUCAGCUCCAGUAAUGUACAGCAAUAGAAUGUUGGGUUUUUGAAGGGUUGGAGCCAUUUCCUGAAGAUUGAGUACCCAGAAAGAGAGCUGACUAAGAUUCUUGUAUGGAGAUUCUUGUAGAGAUAUAGAAAGGAGAGUAGAGAAUUUAGUGUGACCUGGGUGCCUGGUUUCCCAGAUGUUUUUAAAGACUCCAGGAGCCCUACCAAACCAUCUCCAGAUCCCUUUCCCCUUUGGGAUUGCAGGAUUCCAGGCUUUCAGCAGCUACAACCUCAUUUUUCACUUUCAAUUGAUGCCUUUUUCUCUCUUGGACCUGAACUGAGUCCUGAAGCCUUUCUUUGCAUCUAAUCAAGAGGAUAAGAUGUGGGGGGAAAGAGGGAAGAAAAGAGAAAAUGGGAAUUUGGGAUGGAAGAGACUAGGAGAAGGCAAAAUAGAAGAGAGAAGUAGAGAAAGAAUGUGUGAUGGAAAAGAAGGGAAAUGGAGGGAGGAGAAUAGCAAAAUGAGGAAGCAGGAGAUGGGGAAGAUUUUUUUCAGAAACUAGGAUUGAUCUCUUGAAGGAUGCCCUUCAGAUGUAGGAAACUUGAUCAGUAGGAAGGAUAAGGAAUUCAAUAGCUAGAGCAACAGCAUGAUAGUCAUGAGAGUAGAGGGGAGGCUGAAAGAAUUGUGUACCACCAUAACCCUGUCACUAAAUGAACAAAUAGGUCAGCACCCUAGCCCAAGAUUCCUUUCCUUCAGAGAACAUUUUCCACAACAUUACUUCAAACGUCUAAUAUAUUUAAGGUAGAGAAGAAUAUUCCUGGAGAUUAGCAUAUCUGGUGGGUGAUAAGGGAUAGUGUGACUCUAGAGUCCCAUUCAUUGCUCCACAUAAUCCUUGUCAAGUUUUCUCUUCCCUCCUUCAUUUCUUCCUCUUACUAAUCUACUAUAAGACCUUUUCCUGUUUUCCAGGUUUCUGACUUAUCUCCAUCUCACUGCUAUCCAAAGGGGAAUCCCAUGGUGAUUCCCACCAUGAUGUAACAACUCUUAGUCCAAAGUCAGCCAGCCUAAUAGUUUGUAGGGAGAGAAGAGGAACAAGUUUUGAGUAUCCAGAUCAUCAUAUACUCCCUCCCAGACCUAUGAUGUAGGUUCUGGUCCCUGCCUUUUGGGAUAGGAACAGAAAAAAGAGUCACAUAGAAAUUAGGAUGUUGGGAGCUGAGGGAACAAGCCAAGAGUACAGGCAGCCCAGUGGCAUUGAUUUUAUCCUUCACAGGAGAUGAAGGAAAUAAGAAACCUUCAUAAUGCCAUCUUUCCUUUCCUUCCCUGGAAAUCCUUCCUAGCAUUAACUUCCUGCCUUCUUGCAACAGCAUUUCAAGAAGCAUUUCAUUCUCUUACUGACAAACCAUUCUUUAGAGUCCCAAGGAGCUGGAGGAUUAUCAGAAACCUGCCUUACCAUUUGGAGAAGGGAUCCUUCGUGGGGUCAUGAAGUUUAGGCACAUGAAAUCUUAUGACAUUGCCCAAGGAAUGCGCCUUUGGAACCUCCUGAGCUAUCCUGAAAAGACUUCAUUGACACUGGGACAUAAGCACAGAGUAGACAGUAGAAGAGAAAAACAGUAGAUUUUAGGGCUUGGAGACUAAAAAGGAAGUGGACUGCAUUCAGGAAAGCAGCUGGGAUAUUAGGAAUGAAUGAAGCUUUAUUCUGCAGGGCAUCAUUUAGAGCUCCAAGUUACUUAAACUGUAUCUAACUUGACCCUAUCAUUUUAUACCUGAAAUAACUCAAGCCCAGAGAGGAUAUGACUGGCUCAAAGUCACAUUGGGAAAGUUUGAAUCCAAGUUGUCUGGCAGCAUCUUGGGUAAACAGAAGAACCUGAAAAGAAGUAUAGUGAGAAUAAAGGGGCUCAGAAACAGCGGGAAAGGAGAGUGUCUAGAAAUUCUAUUAUCACACCCCUCAUGUGCAGUCCAGAGCUCUUGGUGAACCCUACCAAAAUAGUUUGCUCUUUCCCCAGUACAUAACUGGAAUCAGCUACUUCAGAGAUACCUCUUACUCUAGGAUCCAAGAAGGAAAAUUUUGGGGAGGGGAAUGAAUAAAUAUUUCUUUGGCUCAGAGGCCUAAUUAUCUAAGACCUAAAAACAUUAUGAAAGCCUUGGAAACACUCCCUGGGAUAACCCAUGCAUUGAUUCCCUCUACUUUUGAUCUCCUGAAACAUUGCAUUUCCCCACCUUGGAGUCCAUUCUUAGGUUUGAACAUUGACCAAUGUCUCUUUAAGGUUUCAUUCAACAGUGGGGCAAGAAUAUAAAGGGAUAGUCAGCAGAGAUUCUGGAUUUGGGGGAAUGAAAAGGGUUUAAGGUUAGAAAUAUAAGAUCAUAUAAUCCAGGGCUAAAAGAGACCUUAGAGAUCAUCUAAUGGAAACAGGUUGAGAGGGAUUAUAAAAUUUAUCUAAGGUCACACUAGUAGUUAAAUGAGAGAGUCAGAUUUAAACUUUAACCAACUAUUUCCAAGUCUAACACUCUUUCCACUGAUGGAAUAUUAAGGGAAUAGAAUUUGGAAAAAGAAGGUAUCUAGAUGUCCUAGAGUGGAGUGCAUCAAACUGAGAUCUAAAGGGGUUUAGAGGGGCAGCUAGGUGGCGCAGUGGAUAGAGCACCAGCCUUGAAGUCAGGAGGACCUUGGUUCAAAUUUGAUCUCAGACACACUGCCUAGCUGUGUGACCUUGGGCAAGUCAUUUAACCCCAGUUGCCUCAGGGGGUGGGGGAAGGGUUUAGAGGAACAGGAUGAGGGACCUUAUGAGUUGGAACUAGAAGCAUAAGAGAUCAUUAACUGGACUUCUCACUACUGUCCAGAUGCAUGAAGUCAAAGUACUUAGACUGUGAAAUGUUAAACUAUUAUGCUAUAGUUCUUUUACUGUCCUGUCUCAGUUUCCCUAAUUAUCCUGACCCAGUUCUGACUCAGUUUCUCUGCUUCAGUUUAUAAUUAUCAACUCAAAGCUCAGUCCUGCAAAACCUCCCUUCCCUCUUUAUCAGUAAGGAUAAAAGAUCUUAUAUUUUAGAAUAUCAGAAUGCCUCUCCUCCUCCCAAACUAGUGGAAUGUCAGAUACUCUCUUAUCAAGAUGCCUCUCCCCAUCUCCAGGGUUCCUCCCCCCAUUAGGUCAUCCCAUCCCCCAUGCCCUGUCAGAACCGGAUUGUCAGAGUCCCAUUCCUGCUCUCAGCACCCUGACUCCACCUCUGCCUCAGUAUACCCCAAGUCUGAGUCAUGUGUAUAUAAGUCAUGAGAACUCACAUUGUUUGCUGGAUUCUUGGAGAUGAUAGUCUCAUUCAGCUCUGGGACCAAACCAUGGAUCCAUUUGGUCCCAGUAAAUCUCUCCCAUUUAAUAAAUUAUUAAAUAUUCUCUAAUCUCUAUCUUGCCUCAGUUUUCUCCGGCAUUACAAGCUAAUCAUUGCAAGUAAAAUUGAACCCAUUGGACUUCCAAAUCAGAUGCAAACAUAGGAUCUCUUCCUUGGGAAGUACUUUGGCAGGGGCUGGGGGGAGCAAUAGAAGUUUUCUUCCAUUUUUGAUAACCUAUGGUAAUAAUAAAAAUAAACAUGAAAGUUCUAAAUAAGGAAACUCUACUUCUUUGAGUCAUUCUUUUUUCCCCAGGUAAGAAAUGCUCCUUCCAUAUGUUCCAGGGAAAGAACACCUUGAUACUCUGAGAUACCACCUCUAGGCUGGGAAAACUCCUAAUCCACUGAGGUGGUAGAAGAAAACAUACUCAGCUGAGACAUCUGUCUCCCAAAUAAGGAAACUCUCCUCCCUCAGAAUUCCCCACUGGAUGAUUUUUCAGAGAAAGCAAUCCAUCUCCUUGAAAUAUCUCUUCCUUUUCCCUCUCACCAAAAAAAAAAAAAAAAAAAUCCUCACAGAAAACCCUAGCACCUCCUCUUCUGAGAUUCCUAAUUAAGAAACCACUCCUAAUAUAGUUCCAGCUUCUACUCCUACCCUAAAAAUCCCUCCCUUGGAACUUAGAUUCUUCUUUACACCACAUCCUCCAAAAAUCUCUUUAAUAACUUUCAGAUGAGAAAAGCCCUGAUUUCAGGGUAACAGAUCAUUCCCUUCCUUGGGAUUGCCCAGUUUAAUCUAGUUCGAUAAUCAGGUGCCGCUGCAUCACAAAACAUUGUGGCGUAAUGAGGAGGUGAGAUGGAGCUGGUAAUAGGAGGGAAAGAAAUAGCAUAGUUCCUUCUCUUGAGUGUAUAAACUAGUAGAACAGCCACAGAUAAGUAACCUUCAUUGAUGCCUUCUCAGAUAAUGUCCCCUACUCUACCCCGAAUGUGUCCAAUUAAAAAAAAAAAAAAAAAAAAACUCUUUCCCUGCCACGCAUUAUUUAACAAAAGAGAAAGAAAGUAAGAAAAAAAUGAAGUUUGAAAACAAUAAAAAGAGUGGGGAAAUUUACAUCGAGACCAAAGGAAACAAAUGGAAGCAAGAGCGAUGAAAACUUAGGUGGGGGAAAUAUUAAGAUUAGAAAAAGGAUAAACAGUAAAGGACAAGAAUCAAGAAAGGGGAAGGGAGAAAGAAUUUGAAAAAGAGGUGGACCCAGGAAAAAGGAAAACAAAAGACAAUAAGUUCAAACUUAGUUCAGUUCUUGCCAAGCUUUGGUCUCAUCAAGUUUAUCUAUAUAUUUGACACCACUGCCUGAUGAAGCCUUGUCUCACCUACAACCAACCUGUUCCAAAGGUCAAUCUUUGCCCCUUCAGUCAUUAAUGCUGAAACUGGUUGCAAAAAAGCAGACACUGAAAUAUAUCCAUACUGUUCUUCUGUCACCUAAAAUGAAAGAACAAAUGCCAAGACAGGCAAAGAUAACAAUAAUUAUGAUUAUUUGAUAAUAAUAAUACCCAUGAGAGUCUCAAGUAACAAAACUGUCCUUUCCUAGGUAAAGAAAAUCUUGUAUUCACAGGACCAUAUGACCUCAAAGGGAACCGGGCUCAAGAAUUCCCCACUAAGCAUCAUUCUCUCUCAAUGGAAGCCAUUACUGCAGAAGUCAAAGACACAUAAGGAUCAAACUAGAAUGAAUCAAAGAAACUGGCCUAGAUUAUUUAAGAUCUUUUUUCAAGGAAUAUCUAGUUUCAGUUAUUGUAAUCAGCUGAAAAUAGGGUUCUCCUAACUUAUAGUUAGUAACCUAGAACAAGUCCAGAAUUACUACAAUUUACUUCACUAUCUUUCCAAAGAACUUUCAGUUCAGUUACUCUCCCAAAUUUUCAAAAUCACUAGCCUCUGGUAUACUCUCAGUGUGGCUGUGGAAAAGACAGAAGCAGUGAGGAUCGAUGUGUGUGGAUCAAUGCCAGAAGACUUCCUAGAAGAAGAAAGUGUGGAAUUUAGUUUUGAAGAAGGGAAAGCACAGGGCUGAGAACAGAACAGUUAAGGUCUUGAGGUCGGGGCCUAUUUAACUUUCAUCUCUGAAUCCUCAAUGAUUAGCACAGAGGAUACUAUACAUAGGCACUUAAUAAAUGUUUAUUGUUUGAGCAGCA
Sarcophilus harrisii (Tasmanian devil) is the source of this 8730-nucleotide messenger RNA. RefSeq names its product phospholipid scramblase 3 (gene PLSCR3). The record is from RefSeq and is a predicted model, not a curated record. Gene Ontology annotation, biological process: plasma membrane phospholipid scrambling. Bases 362 to 1240 code for a protein of 292 amino acids. Gene Ontology annotation, molecular function: phospholipid scramblase activity. Gene Ontology annotation, cellular component: plasma membrane. Lineage: Eukaryota; Metazoa; Chordata; Mammalia; Dasyuromorphia; Dasyuridae. The transcript is spliced from 7 exons.